CCUAGAUGGAAUAAAGGCACGUGAACCCACGUUACACGCUCUCUUUACUGGACGAGCCCUCAGCAAGAGAGGCACAACUUGAAGUACCAUGCCCGUUGCCAGGAGUUGGGUUUGUCGCAAGACAUAUGUCACCCCCCGCCGCCCUUUUGAGAAAUCUCGACUUGACCAGGAGCUCAAGCUCAUCGGGGAGUAUGGCCUGAGAAACAAGAGAGAGGUCUGGCGUGUGAAGUUCACUCUGGCCAAAAUCCGCAAGGCUGCCAGAGAGCUGCUCACGUUGGAUGAGAAGGAUCCAAAACGUCUGUUUGAAGGCAAUGCUCUCCUGAGGCGUCUGGUGAGAAUUGGUGUACUGGAUGAGGGCAAGAUGAAGCUCGAUUACAUUCUUGGCCUGAAGGUUGAAGACUUCUUGGAGCGAAGGCUGCAGACCCAGGUCUUCAAGCUGGGCCUGGCCAAAAGCAUCCACCAUGCACGUGUGCUCAUCCGCCAGAGGCACAUCCGUGUCCGGAAGCAGGUGGUGAAUAUCCCAUCUUUCGUCGUCCGCCUGGACAGCCAGAAGCACAUCGACUUCUCUCUGCGUUCUCCAUACGGUGGUGGACGCCCUGGCCGUGUGAAGAGAAAGAAUGCCAAGAAAGGACAGGGUGGAGCUGGAGGUGGUGAUGAUGAGGAAGAGGAUUAAAUGAAUCUUCACAGGGUACCUGUGAAUAUCUGCGGUGCCCCAACAAUUUCAAUAAAGUUUAAAAACUAA
This is a messenger RNA of Scleropages formosus (Asian bonytongue), 742 nucleotides long. It is a transcript of the gene rps9, whose product is annotated as ribosomal protein S9. Gene Ontology annotation, cellular component: cytosolic small ribosomal subunit. Lineage: Eukaryota; Metazoa; Chordata; Actinopteri; Osteoglossiformes; Osteoglossidae. Gene Ontology annotation, molecular function: rRNA binding; structural constituent of ribosome. Bases 89 to 673 code for a protein of 194 amino acids. The record is from RefSeq and is a predicted model, not a curated record. Gene Ontology annotation, biological process: translation; ribosomal small subunit biogenesis. The transcript is spliced from 5 exons.